Molecule: messenger RNA, 3332 nt
Organism: Tarenaya hassleriana
Lineage: Eukaryota; Viridiplantae; Streptophyta; Magnoliopsida; Brassicales; Cleomaceae
Product: protein FAR1-RELATED SEQUENCE 7-like
Exons: 4
Coding region: 719-3118 (799 amino acids)
Biological process (GO): regulation of DNA-templated transcription
Molecular function (GO): zinc ion binding
Source: RefSeq, a predicted model, not a curated record
AAGCCACUCCUUAUUCUUGAUGAUCUCCUGAGCGUAUUAAAUGAUUCACCUAGAGUUUUAAUAAAUGGGCUGAGAUCAGCCCAUUAAUAAUUACCGGUUACGAAAUCUGUAUUGAUGGGCUUUGGCCCAUUUUGAUAUCUGGUGCCCAAUUUCCAGUAUUGCCCCCAGGGAAAUGUUUUUUUUUUUUUUUGGGUAAGAUUAAUUGAGCAUUUCCUUUCAGAGGAAUAGUUAAUUUUAUGUUAAGUGAUGGAAUAUUAGUUUAUUACAUGAAAUCUUUUAAAUUCGGUCAAUCGUCGGAUAGAAAAGAGGGGGUCUGCUUCUUCUCUCUCUUCUGUCUCCCUCUCUCUUCGCUCUGUGUUUUCUGGGUCUAUCGUCUUCGCUGAAAUCCCUAAUUAUUGCUCCUACCUCCAUCAAUUUCCCGCCAAAGGCUGUGGGGAAGAACGAAAAUUGAAGCCUUGAAAGUUGUUCCGAUCGCCGAAGAGUUUGAGUCUCUAGCUCUCUCGCAAUCGCCGUCAAGUUAGGGGAGGAUCUGAGGUUUGCUUUGUGCUUCACUCUGGUUCUGUGGUCUCUGGUCGCUUCGACGGAAGAUGGAGAGAUUCUCGAUGGGUUUGAUCUAUAGCUGCAGCUCGCUGUGUGUUUGAUUCGUCUUCUUCUUCAUUUCGUCGGUUGGGCGUUUUCUUUUGCAUUUACUUUCUUCCUUUUUGGUUUCCUGGAGCGAAUGAUUGGAGAUCUACACUUAGGGUGGAACAUCUUCUCCCAAGAUCUUCAGUGCACAUCUGUUGCAGAUACUGAGCCUGCCGGUCUGAACUGUGGGAACAACAUGGUUGUGAAAGCGUACCCGUUAGGCAUGGUCCGGAUUAUGAACAACAACGGCAUAGGUGAAGACGAAGGAGACUCAGGAGUUGAACCAUAUGUGGGUCUAGAAUUUGACUCUGUGGAAGAGGCACGGGAGUUCUACACUUCUUAUGCUACGCGUACGGGUUUCAAAGUUAGGUCAGGUCAGAUGUAUAGGUCAAGAACAGAUGGGACGGUUACAUCGAGAAGGUUUGUUUGUUCAAAGGAGGGUUUUCAGCUGAAUUCAAGGACUGGAUGUCCUGCAUUCGUCAGGGUGCAGCGACGUGAUACUGGGAAAUGGGUUCUUGACCAAAUCCAGAAAGAGCACAACCAUGAGCUUGGAGGUCAAGUGGAGGAGACUCCCCGCCCCCCGGUCGUAAGUCAGAGACCUCCAGCUCCUACAAAGCUAGCUGUGUCAGUUCCACAUAGACCCAAGAUGAAAGUUAUCGAUGAAUCUGAUAAAGCACUGUCUUGCCCGUCUGGUGUAAUCUCUUUCAAACGCUUCAAAGGGGCAGGAGAUGGUGGUGAUGUGCAAACACAGCCCAAUGCCGCUGAACCAUAUGCAGGCUUGGAGUUCAGUUCGGCUAAUGAAGCGUGCCAGUUUUAUCAGGCGUAUGCAGAAGUUGUGGGUUUUAGGGUUCGGAUUGGUCAAUUGUUUCGUUCAAAAGUCGAUGGAUCGAUCACAUCUAGACGGUUUGUGUGCUCAAAAGAAGGGUUUCAGCAUCCUUCAAGAAUGGGCUGUGGAGCUUACAUGAGAAUAAAAAAACAGGACUCUGGAGGUUGGAUAGUGGAUCGUCUCAAUAAAGAUCAUAAUCAUGAGCUUGAGCCAGGGAAGAAGAAUGCGGGUAUGAAAAAGAUUACAGAGGAUGUGACAGGAGGGUUAGAUUCUGUGGAUCUUAUUGAAUUAAAUGACUUCGGAAACCACAUCAAGAAAACCCGUGAAAACACGAUUGGGAAGGAGUGGUAUCCGGUGCUUCUAGAGUAUUUUCAGACCAGACAGGCUGAGGACACGGGAUUCUUUUAUGCUGUUGAACUAGACAGCAACGGCAGCUGUAUGAGCGUUUUCUGGGCGGACAGCCGAGCAAGGUUUGCCUGCAGUCAGUUUGGCGAUGCUGUCGUUUUCGACACGUCAUACAGGAAAGGAAACUACUCUGUCCCAUUUGCUACAUUUGUUGGUUUUAAUCACCACAGGCAACCUGUGCUUCUUGGCUGUGCCCUUAUUUCUGACGAAUCUAAGGAGGUUUUCACGUGGUUAUUUCAGACAUGGCUUCGUGCCAUGUCUGGCCACCGUCCAAGGUCCAUUGUAGCUGAUCAGGACUUGGCUAUCCAGCAAGCUGUGGCUCAAAUCUUUCCCGGGACCCAUCACCGAUACUCAUCUUGGCAAAUCAGGGCCAAGGAACGAGAGAAUCUGAGGGCGUUUCCCAAUGAAUUCAAGUAUGAGUAUGAGAAGUGUAUAUACCAGACGCAGACAACAGUUGAGUUUGACACAAUGUGGAAUGCUCUUGUUAACAAAUACGGUUUGAGGGAUAACAUGUGGCUUAGGGAAAUGUAUGAAAAGCGUGAGAACUGGGUUCCCGCAUAUCUAAGGGGCACUUUCUUUGGCGGAAUCCCAAUAAAUGGUAACGUUGAACCGUUCUUUGGCACUUCCUUGGAUUCUCUAACGCCUCUCAGGGAGUUCGUUUCGUGUUACGAGCAAGGGCUUGAGCAACGCCGUGAGGAGGAAAGGAAAGAGGAUUUUAAUUCUUACAACCUGCAGCCAUUUCUGCAGACAAAAGAACCCGUGGAAGAACAGUGCAGAAGGCUGUACACACUCACCAUCUUCAGGAUCUUCCAAAACGAGCUCGUCCAAUCGUAUAACUAUCUCGGGUUAAAGACCUACGAGGAAGGAGCCAUCAGCAGAUUCCUGGUGAGAAAAUGUGGGAACGAGAAUGAGAAGCAUGCUGUCACCUUCAGUGCGACGAAUCUCAACGUGAGUUGCAGUUGCCAGAUGUUUGAAUACGAAGGAUUGCUCUGCAGGCAUAUCCUGAAAGUUUUCAACCUCUUAGACAUGAGAGAACUCCCAUCACGGUAUAUACUUCACCGCUGGACCAAGAAUGCAGAGUUUGGGUUUGUAAGAGACGUGGAAUCGGGUGUAAGUUCUCAGGACCUCAAGGCCCUGAUGGUGUGGAGCCUGAGAGAGGCAGCCUCUAAGUACAUAGAGUUUGGGACAUCGUCACUGGAGAAGUACAAGCUUGCGUAUGAAAUCAUGCGAGAGGGCGGGAAGAAACUGUGUUGGCAGAGAUGAACACUGGCUGGAAGUAGAAAAGUAAGAUCAUCUCUAUUCUCUCCUUUCUCGGUUUAACAAUCUGAUCUUUAUCGCUAGGGUUCAAAUUUUCUGCGGAUAGCUGGUCGUUUUUCUGGUAUCUUUCUCCUGCUCUGUUUUAUUACCGCAUUGAUGUCUGAAAAGUCUCCUGAAUCAUUUGCCAUGAAAAAGCCACUUUAAAAUUGGCAGUUAAUGA